AGCGGCCGCCGUCCGUCCCGACCGGCGAGGCGUUUCGUUGGUUCUUCUAGCCUUUUCUCCACUGACAGAGUCGCAGCUAGAGCUAGACCAUCACAUAUGGACUACAAAUCAGGCUCGGAUACAUAAAAAAAAGGGACUACAACUUCUGGAACUGAACCAGAUGCUUUGCAACAGGAUUACAAUUUCAUACUGUGUGGUUGACAGUUUAGGACUACAAAUCCCACCUCAACUGGAGCGGGAACCAGCUGGGAGGACAGAGACAGAGGAGGCGGUUUGGUCACAGGACACGGGACUGUUCGGGGCGAUGAUGCCACAACUGCGUGUUUUCCUGAACUUGUUUGCAGGUACAUUUCGGCUCUUAAACUGACGCAGCUACAAACAAAUGUCUGUUUAUGUACAUGUUAGCAUCACAGUAGCAACAAGCGGCUAAAUGAGACGACGGACGACAUUAAAGCCUUUACAGCCUCGUUGUGUUUAGACUCUCGCAAACUGUUCUAACUCACCUCUACAACUUGUAGAUUUUAAUUACAAGUUGGAGGUUUAGUGGUGUUGACGACCUCGUUUUAAGAAAUGAUCUUGAGCUGAAUAAAACCUGUGAGAGUCGUAAACCUUCGUUCACCACAGAGCUUAUUUUCCAGGUUGGACUACAGAAAUAUGUCGUCCCUGCAGCAAUCUAUUGGCUAUUGCCUUUUAUAGACUGGUCGUCACUUCACUUGGUACCAAAGAUCGGCCGUUCUGUUUAGUAGAUCUCAGAUUUGGGUAAGAAGGUUUGUUGCUUGGCGAGCUUGGUCCUUUGUCAUGUGACUGUAUUGGUAAAGGCGAGGGCAUAUUGGUGUCAUCGAGCCCCAGUAGUGCAGCUUAUGUAGCGUUGGUAGAUCUCUACCAGAUUCCUCUAGUCAUAAAGACCCAAUAACAGGAAAAUGUGCCAAAGCUUUGCAACAGAACAUGCAAAUGUAAAACAGCUUCACUGUUUGGGAAUCAGUAGCCAGUCCCUAAACGCUUCGCUUGUUGAAAUCACAAUAUGACCGAUAUCCAAAUUACAGAAGCUGCAGUUGUUUGAAGGUAAAAUGUGACAGACAGCAUUAUAAUGAAGUUCUACUAGAGUAUUCAUGAUUUAAUUGUUUUUUCAACAAAAAUUACUUUGGUGACGCUAAAAUGAUUCCAGCAAAUCGUGAAUCAUAUCGCAAUAUCUGUCAAAAUAAUCAGCAAUAGAUGGUUUUUACCACAUCGUGCAGCCCUAGUUAUAACAACCAGAGCUGAUCUCCACAUUGCAACCAUCGUGUGUAAAUGUGAAUAUAUUUGUUCCAUCAGAUAUGUGUUCACUAAACUACAAAUAAUUAGCAAAGAGCAGUUACAACUUUAACAGUGUGACACAUCUUCUCACAGUCACAUUCGCCCAGUUAAACCUUUAUUCAGAAGUUAUCUCAGGACAUUUUCAGAUGUAGACUGAUGAUACUCUCAUUAUCUACCGACCAAACAAUUAAUGUGUCAGAUAGAUAUUUAAUCAGCAUUAGGUAAAUAUCAGAAUCAGAUCGGAUACUCAGUAUUAAAGAACUCAUCGGGGCUGAAAACAGUCGAUCGGGACAUCCCCAAACAAAAAUAGACGUGACCUGUCAGAAAAAGCCCAUCGUUCACGGUGCUUAAACCCAAAUGUAAUGAAUAUAGUGUCAAUGCACUAUAUUAAGCCUUUUGGAACCUCGGUCAACUUUCUCCUUUCCGUUUGCAGAGUGAAAAGGGGCGGGGCUUAGGAUGAUGUGAAUGCUCCAACGUAAACAUAAGAAUCCUUCCACCAUUGAUCCCAUAUGUAAACUUUCACCACCUGUGAUCAAACUGUCUCCUCCUCUUCCUCCACCUCCUCCUUGCAACCUGUAAACCCGAUCAUUGCCAAACCGGGAAGAUUCAGGCCUCAAGUGGACCACUGCUGUCACCACAGACACAAUGACAGUUUGACCAAAACCGGACGACAAGUUUAACCUCAAAGGAAAGACUUUACCACAGAGGGAGUACAAACUGACCUCAGCAGGAAGUGAUCCAGGACUGUUAUUAAGGACUACAACUUCACCACAGUAGGACUACAAUUACCACAUCACUGUUAUCUGUCUCUUCUGUCUACCUCCUCCUCAAGAACUUAAAAGGCACCUUGAUUGAUUUUUACUGGGCUGUGUUCAUGCUGGAACGACACGAUCUGCUUCUCAACUCUCUCGAUGGUCCAGA
Messenger RNA from Morone saxatilis (striped sea-bass), 2214 nucleotides. Its product is annotated as CXXC-type zinc finger protein 4-like. Lineage: Eukaryota; Metazoa; Chordata; Actinopteri; Moronidae. Gene Ontology annotation, molecular function: methyl-CpG binding; zinc ion binding. Gene Ontology annotation, cellular component: nucleus. The record is from RefSeq and is a predicted model, not a curated record.